AUGGCUAAUCCCCCGAACAAAAUGCCCUUCAUCGGCAAUUUGCCAAACGAUGUUGCCAAGGCAUCAAACAAGAAAAAUUUGAGAUGCCAGGCAUUUGUGCGCUUUGAGCAAAUCCAGCACGCAAUUACUUCGAAAAUCCAAUUACAAAGCUUUCCGGUUUACGGCAAACCAACGCGAAUUGGAUUCGCAAGGAAAGAUAGUUUGAGAAACGAUGGUAAGAAGAGCAAGAAGAAGAAAACCAAUUCUACAGAAAAACCGGCCGAAACGGUCGUUUCGAUACCGCGAACGGAACCGCAAGCUAACAAAACUUUGUAUGUUAGACGCCUUCCGAAACUCAUGCUACCAUCCGAAUUGUCCGCAAUGUUCACUCAUUUGCCUGGAUUUAAGGAGAUUCGUCGUGUGCCCAAUCGAUCAGACAUGGUGUUCGUCGAAUUUCAAAGUGUGGAGGACAGCACACAUGCAAAACAGCACUUGCUGAAGGUGAAAUUGCCGGGAGCGCCACGAGAUAUUCAAGUCGAAUAUGCUCGAAAAUAA
Messenger RNA from Bradysia coprophila, 534 nucleotides. Its product is annotated as U1 small nuclear ribonucleoprotein A-like. The record is from RefSeq and is a predicted model, not a curated record. Gene Ontology annotation, molecular function: RNA binding. NCBI's taxonomy places the organism in Eukaryota, Metazoa, Arthropoda, Insecta, Diptera, Sciaridae.